This is a messenger RNA of Penicillium canescens, 291 nucleotides long. RefSeq lists its product as uncharacterized. The record is from RefSeq and is a predicted model, not a curated record. Bases 1 to 291 code for a protein of 96 amino acids. The transcript has a single exon. NCBI's taxonomy places the organism in Eukaryota, Fungi, Ascomycota, Eurotiomycetes, Eurotiales, Aspergillaceae.
AUGCUCCUUACUUGCGCGAAUGCAAACGCUUUGCAGGGUGAUGAUGCACUCUGUGAUGUCGGAAAACAUAGCCCAUGCCGUGUCCCUGUCAACAUUGAGAAUUCUGCGGAAUCGGAGAAAAGGACGAAGGGGAUUGGAGCUGAGAGAAACCUUCUUCUUCUUCAGGGAGAUGACUGUCUGCUGGUCAAGAAGAUUGCUAAUCAGAUUCUCCCCAUCUUCUUCACUGAACUGUUCCUCGCAAUUGAUGUGAACGGUGAAAAAUUGCGGACGAUAAAACGGGGAGAAGCUUAA